AUGGCCGGCAGGCCAAAGAGUUGCGUUGCCAAGAACUAUGCAAAUGGACUCUCGCCGGGGAAGGAGGCCAGCCCUUUGGCUCCUAAGUCGGUUGUCCGCCACGUCCUGGAGCACACAUAUCACACCCUGUUGGUGGGAGAAGGAGCCGGGGACUUCGCGAACUCCAUGGGAUUCCAGACCCAAUCUCUAAACACUCCGGAAACCACAGAGAUCUCUGAAAACUGGACGGCGAAUAACUGGCAGUCAUACUUCUGUGGAAAUGCCUAUCCGGAUCCCUUGUCGUCGUACGGUCCGUACAAGCCGUUGACUUCGUGGGAUGAGGAUGCUUCUGGAACUGGACAUCAUGAGAUCGGAGUUGAUAACCACGACACUACCACCAUGGUCGCCAUCGAUGUGGAUGGCAAGAUCCUCGUGGGCACUUCUACCAACGGACUGCGACACAGGCUACCCGGACGGGUUGGGGAUGCCUCAAACCCUGGUUCUGGCGCUUAUGCGAAGGUGGUAGGUGGCUUGUUGAUAGCACAGGUAUAUCUUUAA
Drosophila biarmipes is the source of this 537-nucleotide messenger RNA. Its product is annotated as putative N(4)-(beta-N-acetylglucosaminyl)-L-asparaginase GD10667. NCBI's taxonomy places the organism in Eukaryota, Metazoa, Arthropoda, Insecta, Diptera, Drosophilidae. Gene Ontology annotation, molecular function: N4-(beta-N-acetylglucosaminyl)-L-asparaginase activity. The record is from RefSeq and is a predicted model, not a curated record. Gene Ontology annotation, cellular component: lysosome. The coding region runs from base 1 to 537 and encodes 178 amino acids. Gene Ontology annotation, biological process: protein deglycosylation. The transcript has 2 exons.